AUCCUAGUAAUAGUGCUUUUUUCUAGGGAAAAUAUUAUGCUUUUGUUAUUGUAUUUCUGUUAUAAUAACUUGUAAUGUUUAGAAGUUCAUACGUUCGUUUUUCAUAUUAGAAAGAGUGUAAAAAUCUCUGUACUUAAACGUACAGUAAACAUAGUUUCUUACAUUCUUAUAAUAGAAGACUAAAGAAUAAUUUAAUUAUAAACAGUGCGUUUAAAGAUCUUAUAUGACUUUCAUGUGCAAUUCAAAGUACUCGUUGAAGUAUUAAUUGGACAUAAUAUGGGACAUAAUGUUCGUUUAUUAAGAUUUGCAAAAAUUGUUACUUAAUUCUAUUUCAGCUAUUUUUUCAUUACCUAUUCAGAAAUCGAAAUGGCAAUUUGGUUAUUUACGUACAUGUGUAAAUGUAAAUGAAAAUAAUACACAUGCAAAUGAAACCGGAUGUAUACAUUUCUUAGGCAUGCGCAUUACUGUAUUGUGACUUUUUUUUCCGUUUCUCACUGACGUCAAUUUUCCAUAUACUUGCAAAAAAACGCGUUACGCGACCUUUAAAAGUUUGUAUUUAAUUAUUUUCUCACAGAUAUAUCUAUUUUCUGUUGUAUUUGUAAACUUCGUAAAUCUUGUGUGAAAUAAAACGUUUGUAUGGUGAGUUUGAUCUGUUGAAAAUUUCAUCGUAUUACUUGUUAAAAGUGUACGAUACAAACAUGCAAGUGCAAGAAGCAGAAGGAGCUGAUGGUUCACCAUGGAACAAUUCGAGUGGUUGCGAUGAAGAACGUCGGCCAGCUCAAAAGGAGGGUAAAAAAUCGAAUAUAUUACCUCUAUGGGGAAAUGAAAGAACAAUGAAUCUGAAUCCGUUAAUUUUAACAAAUAUACAGUCAUCACAUUAUUUCAAAGUGAAUUUAUAUGAACUGAAAACAUACCAUGAAGUUAUUGAUGAAAUUUACUACAAGGUGUCUCAUUUGGAACCAUGGGAGAAAGGAAGUCGGAAAACAGCGGGCCAAACUGGCAUGUGUGGAGGUGUGAGUAUGUUUUCUUGUAUGUUAUCCAUUUGCAAUUGUUAUUUAUUGACAUUUAAAACUAAGACAGUCAUAGAGACGUCACGUAUAUAGAAACAGUCCAAAUUUAUAGCAUUUUAGAGGACCUGGACACUCUAUGAAAUGAGAACUGCUAAUAAAAAUAAAAAAGGUGAAAUCAUUUAAAGCAAAUCAUUCAAAGUGAGAGCUCUAAGUCUUAGGCUGUCGCUGAUAUCACAUAAUCAGAUAUCAGGGUCAAAAUAAAGACUUAAACUGGUCUGAAUAUAGAUAAUGAGCAGACACACUUAAUGCCAUACUUAAUUGCAGAGUAGCAUGUUCUCGGUCAAUAAAUUAUAAUGUAAUAUGAAUGUGAUUAAUUGACAUAGGGGGGUGUAAAUUUAGCGGUUCAUGCAGGUCCGAGGAGUUGGUGCUGGUGGAAUUGUCUCAACGGCGUAUUGUCUACUAUAUAAACUCUUCACCUUGAGGUUAACAAGGAAACAAUUAAAUGGUCUUAUCAAUCAUCUUGAUUCACCAUAUAUUCGGGCAUUGGGAUUUAUGUAUAUUAGAUAUACGCAACCACCAGCAGAUUUAUUUAAUUGGUAUAGUGACUAUUUAGAAGAUGAAGAUGAGUUGGAUGUGAAAGCUGGUGGAGGACAAGUCAUGAAGAUGGGUGAUAUUCUCAAACAAUUUCUUACUAAACUAGAGUGGUUUUCAACCUUAUUUCCAAGAAUACCAGUGCCUAUACAGAAAGAACUCGAGCAUCGAUUAGCAGAAAGAUUUCCUCAACAGUCUAUGAACGCCAGAAAUGCAAAACCACCUAUUACCUUAAAUAGUCACGGAAAAUAUAGUAAUAGCAGUAGUAGGAAAGAUAACGGCAAUCUCACCUCACGGAAUCAACCGCGACAUAUCCCAGACAGUGAAGCUCAGUGGGGUGAGGCUGAAAGAACAAGCCACUGGCGAGCCAGAUCUGAUGAAGACCGCAAAGACAAAUACAGGGAUCGAGAGCGUGAACGAGAUCGUAUGAGAGAAAGAGAACGAGAACGUGCACGAGAAAGAGAUCGAGAAAGGGAUCGACAUUGCAGACGAUCGAGCAGCCGUGAUCGAAGUCGAAGACAAAGAGAGUAUAGAAGUCGUAGCAGAGACAGAUCACACAGAGAUAGAAGUAAAGAUCGUUAUCGUGAUAAAGAUCGUCAUCGGGAUAGGUAGUAUACGUCAUCUUUUAAAUAUGUUGUUAACUAUAGACUUUUAACUCCUUGUCAAUUACAGGAGAGGUUCGCCUUAUAA
Molecule: messenger RNA, 2291 nt
Organism: Heterotrigona itama
Lineage: Eukaryota; Metazoa; Arthropoda; Insecta; Hymenoptera; Apidae
Source: the annotation of a GenBank genome assembly